UCAAUGACCUAUAUUCACAUGUGUACCUGUUAAUCUGAGUGUAUGAUCCUAUCCACAAAAUAAAACCAUGGAGCAGCACAAAUAUGGUAUAUUUCUAGAGACAGACAUGGACUUCGGAGACACUUUGUCAAAACUGAGAACCUAUUUUCAAACUAAAUCUGUUGGAAAUGAAUUUAAGAUUUCACUGGUUUCCCCGAAGCUUUACGAGAUGUCUUUAGGAACAGAACAAGCACGGGAAAGAAUGCUAAUGCAGAGACUACAUGUGAUAAAGAGUGGAUUUUCUACAUUGACUGUGAAAUUGCAUUUGGAGAUGCCUAAUCGGGACAGAUCAUAUGCACAAAUGUCUGAACGAACCAUGAAUGACCCAAGCAGUAGUCUGGAUUCUUCAGGUGUCAAUUUCAGACAGCUAUCAAGUGAAUCAAGACUUCCAUCAUUGGCGAUAUACCAGCUUCUGAUUAAAACAAGUUUUGAAAAUGAGUUAGUUACAGAGUUCCCAUUCUUGAAAACAUCCCAGGAUGCAACAAAAAACAUUGUGAAAUUCGAAGGCCAUGCAAAUGAUGUUCUCUCAGCUAAAAAGAAGCUCAAAGAAAGACUGGAAAGGUUGCAGAAGAAACGAGUGUGUCUUCCGAGGUGUGUGGUGCAGUUUCUAUGUGCACAAAACAUGGAGAGAUUUGCAAAUGAACACUUUUUACAGCACAGCAUCCCAGUGGCUUUUAAAAUAGAAGGAGAUCGAGAUAUCGUUCUGCAUGGGCUGUCAACAAAUGACUUGAAUAAAGCAGAACAGAUAUUGAAAGAUGAAAUCUUUAUGGAAGGACUGACUCUAGACGAGGAUUUAAAACCAUACGCUUGCACAGAAGAAUGGAACACUUUUUUGAUUGAACUGCAUAAUGAAGCCAACAAAUAUGGUACGAAAAUCCAAAUACACAGAGAGAAAAUGACCAACAGUGAUCAAAACAAAAUUAUUAUAGUUGGACACAAAGACACAGUUCUCAGUAGCAAAAGAAAAGUUGAGGAGUAUUUACAACAGAAGAGCAGAGCUACUGAAGUCAUUCAAGUUCCCAGUGUAGAACUUUCACAGUCCAUUUUGGGUUUGUUGGAGUUCCUUGGUUUAAAGGACGUGAAAGUCGACAUUCAUUCAGUGGCGAAUGCACCCAAACUUCAACUAAACGGAUCAGGGCGCAACAUUGAAAAGGCCAAAUCAGCUAUAAAAGAGAGAACUGAAAAUAUGAGUCACAAAACCGUCAACAUAUGCAGCCCUGGAGCAUUUACCUACUUUUCUGGGAAGGGGAAAGAUUACUUUGAAACAAUAAGGUCAAUAUUCCAUUGUUUCCCAGUAUUGUGUAAAAAUCCACAAGGAACCGGAGAUCCGCUUACUGCAGCUCUUCCAUUUGCUGACUCAAAGGCAACAGGAAGUGAAUAUUCAUUCCAUGCGGGAGAAAAAGAAACUAUAUUGAUAGUUAAAAAUGUUGUCCUGUUCAUCUGUUGUGACACCAUGGUAAAAGAGGAAUGUGAUGUCAUCAUGCAUUCGUUAUGUAACUCUUCCACAGUGGGGGUGAUUUUGAAUGCUGCAGGAAAAACUGUGAAGGAAGAAAUUAACAGUCAAGGAAGAAGAAAUGACAUCAGCAUCACUGGCCCAGGGAAGUUACCCACUCGCAUCAUAAUCCACUUCCCUUGUUUCUGUAAUGAGAAUGUGACAGAAAACCUAGACAAGGCUCUAGCUGAAUGUGAAUUGAGAAACUUUACUUCCAUUACCAUCUUCAUUAACAAAGAUGAGCUGCAUUAUCAUCUUGAUGAAAGACUAAUUGCAGACAGAUUAUUUGGUCGUUUGAUGAAGGGAGUAGAUGAAAAGCAGUCUGAAAUUCGAAUCAUCACUCCGCAGAAAGAGAUCUAUGAAAGCUUCAAAAACAAAGCUGAACAGAUGUGUGGGAUGAGAGAAACUGACCAAGAACCAGAAGCCUUGCACUGCCACUCCCAGCUUUGCGAGCCAGCAGUAAUUUACAUAUUUGGAGAAAGCAAGAAUUUAUUAGAAAGAGCGAAGGCAACGCUGGAGAAACAUUACGCCUCUUUUAUCUCAAACUAUCAGGUGGUUCACCCGUUCAUCAAUCAAAUGACCCUCACUGAAGCAAUUGAAACCCUUCAGAAAAAUCUGCAUGUUAAUUUACAAGUCGGUAAUGGUUCUAUCAAAAUAAAUGGACCUGUCACCAAGGUUGAAAAAGCCAAAGAGAAAGUGUGGGAUCUAGUUAAUGAUGCCGUUCAGCAAAAACAAAAAGAGAGGAAAACAAAGUUAUCCACAGCUAUUCAGUGGCAGUACAAAGAUCGGGAUAACUACAUUGCACUGAGCACAGAAGACAACUACAAACUUGAGUUUCAGUACCUGAAUUCACAAGAACCUGUGACAGCGCACCUGGAAAGAGGAGCCUCUCUUAGCAUUGACUUCAAAGAAAUGAAAGCAGUGCAUUCAGAGAGUAAGCGGACACAUCAAAUACGACGUCACAAAAUAAUUGCAAACAGUUUGCCUGGAAAGUGGAUUGACAUGACAAAUAAAAACUACGGGAAAGAGCUUCUUGACAAAGACACGAUGGAAUACCGCUGGGUUGAAAAACUCUUUAACAUGUCAUUAUCACAAAUGAAAAUCGUGAAGGUAGAAAGGAUUCAGAACACAGAUGUGUGGGAGAGGUACCUGUUAAGAAAGAACCAAAUAGACCGGAAGUACAGGUUUGCUGCACCUGUUGAAACUGAAAGGUACCUGUUUCAUGGCGCAACGUUUGAAGAAUGCACCACAAUAGAAAGAAACGGAUUCACACGACCUCUAGAGGGGUUCUUCUCAUUUUCAUGUGCAUAUGGCCAAGGUGUAUGCUUCCAAAUGGAGGCACGUACGGCUUUAGGAAACUGCACUUUCGAUGACAACAAGUAUAAGUGCAUGUUUCUUGCAAGUGUCCUUACAGGGAAAUACACCAUCGGGAAAAAGAAAAUCACCGCCCCUCCGGCAAUGGAUCCGAAGAAACCAGCGGAACUGUAUGACAGUGUCGUGGACAACAUACAUUCACCCUCUCUAUUUGUGGUUUUUAGUGAAGACUGCACUUACCCAGACUACCUGAUCACUUUUAAAGAAUGAGUCCUGGUG
Messenger RNA from Acipenser ruthenus (sterlet), 3124 nucleotides. RefSeq names its product protein mono-ADP-ribosyltransferase PARP14-like. The record is from RefSeq and is a predicted model, not a curated record. The transcript has 13 exons. Gene Ontology annotation, molecular function: transcription corepressor activity; NAD+ poly-ADP-ribosyltransferase activity. Gene Ontology annotation, biological process: negative regulation of gene expression. NCBI's taxonomy places the organism in Eukaryota, Metazoa, Chordata, Actinopteri, Acipenseriformes, Acipenseridae. Gene Ontology annotation, cellular component: cytoplasm; nucleus. The coding region runs from base 68 to 3115 and encodes 1015 amino acids.